Molecule: messenger RNA, 2086 nt
Organism: Carlito syrichta (Philippine tarsier)
Lineage: Eukaryota; Metazoa; Chordata; Mammalia; Primates; Tarsiidae
Gene: TAT
Product: tyrosine aminotransferase
Exons: 12
Coding region: 99-1463 (454 amino acids)
Biological process (GO): biosynthetic process; aromatic amino acid catabolic process
Molecular function (GO): L-tyrosine:2-oxoglutarate transaminase activity; pyridoxal phosphate binding
Source: RefSeq, a predicted model, not a curated record
UUCAUAGUCACGGUAACCUGUCAAAGAAGAGCUAAGUGAGCUUUCAGGUUUGGUUUCUUGGAGGCUGCUUCUCCUUUACGUGGAAGUCUUUGCCCGUGAUGGACUCAUACGUGAUUCAGACGAAUGGCAAUAGCGCCCUCCCCUCAGUUCUGGAUGUGCAUGUCAGCAUCGGCGGGAGAAGCGCCAUGCUGGGAAAAAUGAAAGGCAGGAAGGCCAGAUGGUCCGUGAAGCCCUCAGACAUGUCCAACAAAACUUUCAAUCCCAUUCGGGCCAUCGUGGACAGCAUGAAGGUGAAGCCAAAUCCAAACAAAACCAUUAUUUCUCUGUCAAUUGGGGACCCUACUGUGUUUGGAAACCUGCCGACAGAUCCUGAAGUUACCCAAGCAAUGAAAGAUGCCUUGGACUCAGGGAAAUAUAACGGCUAUGCCCCAUCCAUUGGGUACCUAUCCAGUCGAGAGGAGAUUGCUUCUUAUUACCACUCUCCCGAAGCACCCCUGGAAGCCAAGGAUGUCAUUCUGACAAGUGGCUGCAGUCAGGCUAUUGAACUUUGUUUAGCUGUGUUGGCCAACCCAGGGCAAAAUAUCCUGGUUCCGAGACCCGGUUUCUCUCUCUAUAGGACUUUGGCUGAAUCUAUGGGAAUUGAAGUCAAACUCUACAAUUUGUUGCCAGAGAAGUCUUGGGAAGUUGACCUGAAACAACUGGAAUCUCUGAUUGAUGAAAAGACAGCUUGCCUCAUUGUCAAUAAUCCAUCCAACCCCUGUGGGUCAGUGUUCAGUAAAAGUCAUCUUCAGAAAAUUCUGGCAGUGGCUGCAAGGCAGUGUGUCCCCAUCUUAGCUGAUGAAAUCUAUGGAGACAUGGUGUUUUCGGAUUGCAAAUAUGAACCACUGGCCACCCUCAGCACCAACGUCCCCAUCCUGUCCUGUGGAGGGCUGGCUAAGCGCUGGCUAGUUCCUGGUUGGAGGAUGGGCUGGAUCCUCAUCCAUGACCGAAGAGACAUUUUUGGUAACGAGAUCCGAGAUGGGCUGGUGAAACUGAGUCAGAGGAUCUUGGGACCCUGCACUAUUGUCCAGGGAGCUCUGAAAAACAUCCUGCAUCGCACCCCUCAAGAGUUCUACCACAACACUCUAAGCUUUCUCAAGUCUAAUUCUGAUCUCUGCUAUGGGGCAUUGGCCGCCAUACCUGGACUCAGGCCAGUCCGCCCUUCUGGAGCCAUGUACCUCAUGGUUGGAAUUGAGAUGGAACAUUUCCCAGAAUUUGCAAACGAUGUGGAGUUCACUGAGCGGUUAGUUGCUGAGCAAUCUGUCCACUGCCUCCCAGCAACGUGUUUUGAGUACCCAAAUUUCUUCCGAGUGGUCAUCACAGUCCCUGAGGUGAUGAUGUUGGAAGCUUGCAGCCGGAUCCAGGAGUUCUGUGAGCAGCACUACCACUGUGCUGAAGGGAGCCAGGAGGAGUGUGAUAAAUAGUUCUGCAUCUGUUCUCCUGAGGAUGGGUCCCACCAGGGAAGGGCUAGACAGGGCCUUGCUGCUCUUUAGAGAGUCAGGUGGCCCUACUGGGUGAGGGGGCCUUAAUUAAAAGCAUCAUGUCAAGGGUUCAGGAUUGCUCUUGCUUCCCCCAGCUACAACCACAUACACAAUCCCAGACUCUCCUCUCCCUCUGCUCUGCUGGAGUGCCUCACUAAUUCAUUAAUCUGCCCCCCUACCAUGACUCCCUCCUUUGCUCCUGAAAGAACCAGGUGAACAGAGUUUAUCAGAAAGCAGUUGAGACAACAAAAUAAGAGCUCAGGAUAAGAGGAACAAAAGAGUGAAAGAACUUGUGCCCUCCACCAGCCCCGGCCAUUUCCUCGUACUCUAAGAACAUACAUUCUCCAGUCAGGCCUGAAGCCCAAGUCACCGCCUCUCUUCAGGGUAUACCUCCCUUUAUGCAAUAGAAUCAUAAACAGAAAGAAGUUGGGGACAUGUGCCCUUGGUUAAUUACGUUCUAAACAUAUCAGGAAAAGUUGCUGUUUUAAGGAUCCCUGACAGAAACCUUUCCAUUGAUUUCUUUUGUAAAGAAUUAUUUUGUGAUGCUAAUAAAUAUCCUUUAAUUG